Apiotrichum porosum is the source of this 678-nucleotide messenger RNA. RefSeq lists its product as uncharacterized. Bases 1 to 678 code for a protein of 225 amino acids. The record is from RefSeq and is a predicted model, not a curated record. The transcript has 4 exons. Gene Ontology annotation, biological process: endoplasmic reticulum to Golgi vesicle-mediated transport. Lineage: Eukaryota; Fungi; Basidiomycota; Tremellomycetes; Trichosporonales; Trichosporonaceae.
AUGUACGGCAGCCUCCGUCUCAACACCUCCACCUCGACACACAAUGUCAACGUCUGGUCCUCAUCGUCGCCGUCGCAUCGCCCACACCACAUUGACUUUAGGCCGACAAUGAGCACCUUGAAGCGCGUGAACCGCCGUCCGGGGCCGUCGGCAGCCGCGUACUACAACACUCCGCCAGCGGCGUCGCCGUCGCCGGUCCUCUACCCGCCCUCGGGUGGGCCCAGCUCUGGACGCGGCACGCCAGCGUCCAGCUUGUUGCGACCCACAGUCGGUCCUGGGUCCGGUCGCUCGUCCCCACCUCUCCGCCCGGACUCGUCCGCAAGUCAACGGAGCCAGUACUCCGAGUCGCCCUUUGGCGGAGGCAUGAGCUCGAACCAGGCGUUCCCGCGGUCAGGCCACGACCUCGAGACACACAACGACGACCUCCUCUCGGGCCUGAUGGGCAAGGUCGACGUGCUCAAGAGCCUUACCAUCGGUAUUGGAGACGAGGUGCGCGCCGGAAAUGCCGAGCUCGCAGGCAUGACCGACGACUUUGGAAGCACGUCCAACGUCCUGAGCGGCACGUGGAAGCGCAUGACCCGCAUGGCCAAGCGGCAAAGCACGGGCUGGUGCUACUUCAUGGGCUUUAUGCUGCUCGUGCUGUGGAUCUUCAUCAUUGUCUGGUGGCUCCGGAGGUAG